CCCAGCCACCCACCCAUUAAUAUCCGCUCCUUUUCGAGUGUGGUAUGCAAGUUCUACAUAAGUAAAGCUAGCUAGUAGAGUUUCAACGAUAAAGAAAAAAGCAGCACCAAGAGGGCUAUUGCUAGAUUUUCUGAGAAAAAGAAGGGCAUGGAAAAGUUCACAGAAUUGAUCCACCUCUUCGUGACAGUAUUCCUCUCCACCUUCGCUAGCUUAAUGGUGCUUCCGGCGGUAACCGAUGUCACCAUGGUAGCAGUUUGUCCAGGUCAAGAUGAGUGCUCUCUUGCCAUUUACCUCACCGGAUUCCAGCAAGCCAUUAUAGGAAUGGGAACAGUCGUGAUGUUGCCGCUUAUUGGGAAUCUAUCAGACCAACAUGGAAGGAAGGCUCUGCUCACUCUUCCUUUGACUCUCUCCAUUAUUCCUUUAGCUAUAUUGGCAUAUAGCAGGACAACCGGCUUCUUCUAUGCCUACUAUGCGCUCAGGACCCUCACAGCCAUGAUCUGUGAAGGGAGCAUCGAAUGCCUUGCUCUUGCUUAUGUGGCAGACAACGUUUUAGAGAGACAAAGAACAUCAGUAUUCGGAAUUCUGGCUGGCAUGGCAACAGCCGCGCUUGUCUGUGGAACCUUAGCUGCUCGUUUCCUCUCCACUGCUUUGACUUUUCAGGUUGCUGCAUUGGUGUCAAUGCUUGCCGCCGUGUACAUGAGAAUCUUCGUCGAGGAAAGUCUACCAAAUAGCGAAAAUUUGACGCAGCCAAUCUUGAAGAGCGGACAGGAUGAUCACUGUCAAGAUGAUGGUGAUUUACCAAGGAAGCCAAUGGUAUCUAAGAAGAUGCCAUCAAUUCAGGCUAUCAUUAGCUUGCUGAAGAGCAGCGUAACAUUUUCGCAAGCGGCAAUUGUUGCAUUCUUCAAUAGGCUUUCAUAUGGUGGACUGCAGGCUUCUAUCAUGUACUACUUGAAGGCUCGUUUUCACUUCAGCAAAAACCAGUAUGCUGAUCUAAUGCUACUUGUUGGUGUUUCAGGAAUGGCAUCACAGCUGCUUCUCAUGCCCUUGUUGGCACCACUUGUAGCAGAGGAAAAACUACUGGCAAUAGGGCUUUUAGGGGGCAUUGCAAAUGCACUGCUUUACAGUGUAGCAUGCUCAACUUGGGUCCCGUAUGCCACUACCAUUUUUUCGGUUUUUGCAGUUUUCAUCCCUCCGUGUUUACAGAGCAUCGUGUCGAAACAAAUAGGGCCUGAUGAGCAGGGGAAGGCUCAAGGAUGCAUUUCAGGAAUAAUCUCCCUGGCAAACAUCAUCUCCCCCUUAAUCUAUAGUCCUCUGACAGCUUUAUUCCUGUCUGAGGAUGCACCAUUUAAUUUCCCUGGCUUCAUUUUUGUGUGCAUUGGAUUUGCAACAAUGAUUGCGUUCUUUCAGAGUCUUCUGAUAAGGGCUGCUCCUCCUAUUUCAUGUCACAAAAGCAGCAGCAACAGCAUUCUAGCCUAGACCUAGUGUGAUUGGAAUUACCUCUUUAAUGUACAAGGAGGAAGUUCUCUACAAACUUCAUGUACCACUAAUGGUGAUAUUCCAGAGAGCCCCUCAUAAGAAAGCUAAGAACAGACCUUGGAAGAAAUUCUCCACACUGUUAUAUGCAUAAUAGACGUUCAAUUCGCUUACAAGCACCUGCCAGAAAUCUUUAUGCCUCAGCCUUUUCUUUAGACGGGAGAUUAGAAUUUAAUGAUAUGAAUCUUCUUCAAUCACAAAGAAGCAACAUCGUGUUUAACAAUCUACAGCUGGGGAAAAAUUACAAAAAAAAAAAAAAAAA
Molecule: messenger RNA, 1795 nt
Organism: Populus euphratica (Euphrates poplar)
Lineage: Eukaryota; Viridiplantae; Streptophyta; Magnoliopsida; Malpighiales; Salicaceae
Product: hippocampus abundant transcript-like protein 1
Exons: 14
Coding region: 148-1476 (442 amino acids)
Biological process (GO): transmembrane transport
Molecular function (GO): transmembrane transporter activity
Source: RefSeq, a predicted model, not a curated record